UUACCUUCUGUCAUGUUCACAUGUUUGGAAAAAACAGUUUCUUGCGGCUGCUGUGGAAACGCUGAGUGUGGGCGUGGCUGUUCUAUGCUUUACUGGCUGCUGGUUGUCCUGAUUGGAAUAGCUGGCUCAGGAUACUGUUUCAUUGUUUCAGUCCUGGCUCUUACUCAAGGUCCUUACUGUUUAACCACCACAGGAUGGCGCUAUCCCUUUGCAAAGAGCUUUGGCAGCUACCUGUCUGAUCCCUCCGUAUGGAGAACAUGCACGGAACCAGCAAAUAUCGUGCUGUGGAACUGGACUCUGUUCACGACUCUCCUGGCUCUCAGUGGCAUCGAGUUCAUCCUCUGCUUAGUUCAGUUAAUAAACGGGAUGCUGGUUGUGCUUUGUGGAAACUAUAACUGCUGCAAGCAGAGCGUUGAGCCAGCGUGAAGGUGACGCUCAAGAACAGAGUUGAUCUAGUUCCAGAUAUACUUUGAUACCGUUUGUAAAAUGGGUUCCGUAUUAUUAUUUAGUGAAUCGGUUCAUGAUAUUUGACCUUUCCUAGAAACUGUGUUCUUGUUAGCAAGUUUGUUUUUGAAGUGUUUACCUGUAGUAAGAAUGUGUAAAGGAAAUGUGGAAGUAAAACCCAUUUUUGACGUAAUUAACUUGAUACCACACAGCCUCCUUGAAUGCAAACAAACCGCUGAAUAGUAAAAAUGAGCGUAACAGCACCGGGGUAUACUGGUCAGAGCGCAUGGAUUAAUGGUUUUAAGAUGGUCUAGCUGGUUCAGGGGGUUGCUGGUGGAGAAGCUAGCUAAGCUGGUCUAAGAAAAGAUGUGUACUGUAUAUUA
Molecule: messenger RNA, 827 nt
Organism: Acipenser ruthenus (sterlet)
Lineage: Eukaryota; Metazoa; Chordata; Actinopteri; Acipenseriformes; Acipenseridae
Product: transmembrane 4 L6 family member 1-like
Exons: 4
Coding region: 13-426 (137 amino acids)
Cellular component (GO): membrane
Source: RefSeq, a predicted model, not a curated record